Molecule: messenger RNA, 6324 nt
Organism: Conger conger (European conger)
Lineage: Eukaryota; Metazoa; Chordata; Actinopteri; Anguilliformes; Congridae
Product: synaptotagmin-C-like
Exons: 13
Coding region: 825-2546 (573 amino acids)
Biological process (GO): cellular response to calcium ion; calcium-ion regulated exocytosis; regulation of calcium ion-dependent exocytosis
Cellular component (GO): membrane
Molecular function (GO): calcium-dependent phospholipid binding; phosphatidylserine binding; calcium ion binding
Source: RefSeq, a predicted model, not a curated record
UCUGAGAAGAGGAACGGGAAAGGGGAAGAGGAGAGAACUAACGGAUAUCCAUAUUGUCCAAUUAUUUCUCUCAGUCUGUCCCUACAUCCCCUUCGUUGAUCUCAGGCAAAGUGUUGGAGCUAUUUUAAGACAUUCCUCAAACCAAACUGAAAACCACAAUCCCCAUUACGGUUUGCGCGGAAAACCAGGAAAACCUCUACAAUUGCAAGUACAAUACCCACAGGAACUGCAUGAUCCAGAAUUUAGCGCUGGACCCUUAACCACAGGCAGAUGUUACCUUAAGAAAUACAUCUUAUAUUACCCUUUUCCCUGUGUUAAGGGGUUUUCAGGGAUUUUUUUAUUGCGAGUUAGCGGAAUACGAGAGCCAACUGGAUGUUUGGAUUUCUCAGGAAAAGGGGGCUUGAUCAAGGUGCACACACAAAAAAAAUACUCCUGCUGGAAAUUUGUCCAGAGAUACUCCAGACACCUACAGGGGACCAAUUAGGCCAAGAGCUUAAGAAUGACCUAAACAUGGGACUUCAUCUUUGGCUUUCUCAACUUUUUUAAUAAAGUGUGCCAGAAAGCAGGCUGAAAACACCGCAGUCGGUGUGGCCCACUAACAAACACAUUUAUGGGUCUUGUGCUCAGGGCGGACCUCUGACUGACACAGCCACGGUGGACAGUGUCUCCACAGAGCCUCUGGCUUCUCGGAAGAGCCCCACUAGAUUUUUCCACAACCAAACUGGGCAGAACCUCUCCUCACAGGGACCUUCCAGUUGGUCAGAGUAGUGUGCACAGUGCUGCAAUUGGCCAACUGAGGCAGGGAAUGUGAUGCUGAUUGGAGGAUGUCAGGGGACUGGGAUGAAGACCUGUGCAAGAAGGCCCUGAUGCUGGUGGAGGAGUUGUGCUUCCGCUCAUCGGAGGACUACAGCCAGAAUGAGCAUUGCCAGGAGUUUAACUACAUGCUUAGAGGUGGCAAAUGGCAGCCUGACACAGAGAUCUCUGUCAGCCUCCUCUCGGUCAUAGUGACGUUCUGCGGCAUUGUUUUGCUCUCCGUCUCUCUUUUCGUCUCGUGGAAGCUCUGCUGGCUGCCCUGGAGGGACAAAGAGGGAGGGGGCCUCAGCCUUACGUCGGGGCUCCUCCCCGGGGGAGGAGUGGGGGGUGGGUCAUCCCUCCUCCCGCCCCUCCUGCAGAGGAAGGAGACGCACUCCUCCUCCUCCCUCUACCCCUCUCUCACCCAGCCCACUCAGCACCACCCCCAUUUCACCGACAUGCUGACGGUGGAACGGUGCGAGGGAGGAGUGAUCGGGGGACCGGAGAGGACCCCCAUAGGAGGAGUGGUGGGGGGAGCGCCGGAGAUGCAGGAGCAUUCCUACCUGGACAUGGACUCGUACCCCAACAGUGCGGGGGGUGGGUUGAAGCUGAGCCAGACCUCUCCAGAACUGCCUCCAAACUCUGAGUCAGGCCCAGCCUCACAGUCCCAUAGAGACUUGCCCAAUGCCCACUCCCAGCAGCAGGUCGCUGCACGACCACGACCCAUGACCCACCAGCUCUCCAGCCCUGAUUUCCAUGGUGAUGAGAAGAGUGAACAAGUGACCAGCAUUGGCCAGAUCAAGCCAGAACUAUACAGACUGCGGCAGGGGGAGCAGGGGGAAGGGAAACUGGGGGACACCUGCGGCAAGAUCAGUUUUUUAUUGCGCUACGCCUUCAACACCGAGCAGCUGGUUGUUAAGAUCCUAAAAGCUCUGGACUUGCCAGCAAAAGAUGCCAAUGGAUUCUCUGACCCCUAUGUCAAGAUCUACCUGCUGCCUGACCGAAAGAAGAAAUUUCAGACAAAGGUCCACAGAAAGACAUUAAAUCCAAUCUUCAACGAAACAUUUCAAUUUGGGGUGCCCCUUGCCGAACUCCACUCGCGGAAGCUCCACUUCUCUGUUUACGACUUUGACCGGUUUUCCAGACACGACCUCAUAGGACAAGUGGUGGUGGACAAUCUUCUGGACUUCAGUGAGGGGAGCGGGGAGAAGCCCGUGUGGAGGGACAUUGUGGAGGGGACAGCAGAAAAGGCAGACUUGGGAGAGCUAAACUUUUCCCUGUGUUACCUACCCACGGCAGGCCGACUCACUGCUACCAUCAUCAAGGCCACUAAUUUGAAAGCCAUGGACCUCACUGGCUUUUCCGAUCCAUAUGUGAAAGCUUCACUGAUUUGCGAUGGCCGUAGGCUGAAGAAGAGAAAGUCCUCCAUCAAGAAAAACACCCUCAACCCUGUCUACAAUGAGGCGCUGGUCUUUGACAUACCUCACGAGAACAUUGACAGUGUGUCCUUGAUCAUCGCUGUCAUGGACUAUGACUGUAUUGGUCACAAUGAGGUGAUUGGCAUGUGCCGUGUAGGCAGUGAUGCAGAAGGACCUGGCAGGGAACACUGGACAGCCAUGUUAGCCAAUCCUCGGAAGCCCAUUGAGCACUGGCACCAGCUGAUGGAGGAGAAGACAAUGAAUACAUUUGUGUCAAAGAGUACCACAGCAUCCCCAAAGCCUCACAUUGUGGUGGACAGUCCUCACUCUGAAUAGAGUGGGUUCUCAGGCACUGUCCUCCUUCCAACGUCAGACUACAAUCUCCUUCUCAUGUGUAAUUAAUUAUCUAUAUUUAAGAAAGGCAGAGAGAGAGGUAUAGAGAGACCUUAAGUAUCACAUAGAACACAGAAUGCAGAGUAGACACUUUGAGUGAAAUUCCAGUUCUGCGCACAGAACACACACACAGACAGUAGCACACACACACACACACACACACACACACAGUAGUACUCACAUAGACAGAGACACAAUGCAAACAGAAUUGUCUGCACAGUAUAUUGGUGCAAUGCACAGAUAACAUGUAGAGACACAUAUGGUGCCUACAUUCUGAAGAAAGUAUUUCAUGGACAUCUAAACAUUUGAUGUAUAUAAACAUAAAGGAUUCAUGAUGGUGAGGUUCAAAGCGUGAAAAACAUUUCUCUCUUCAUAAAAUGAUUUGGUUCGUUUUAAACAAAGCCUGGGUCAAAAUAUCUAAUUACAACUAUGUCGACUUUUAAACUAAAACAUUUUAAUUAAAUCAUUAAUAUUAUGUAUAUUUAAUACAUUCUUUCUCUUUUUCAUAAUUUGGCACCAAAUGUGGGGCUGAACAUGUCCAAUCCCCACUGUAAUUUGGAAUGUUCCACAAUCUGCAAUCACAGUUCAUGAGCAAACCCCACUGCCAAUUCAGGAGAGUGUAGACAUUUGUGUUGCCAGUCUGCUUUUCACCCCACAGACUACAGCUAAGCUUGAAUAGAGUGGAGUCGGAGGAAGACUGUUCAAAUGCAGCAUUUGACAUUGAGUCCAUCGGUACCCUGACUGACCAGUGGGGGUGCUAGAGAACAAACGUGGACCCCUAACCAACUGAACCUUCUCAAACACUGGCCACUAAUUGCACGUUGCCCUAUGGAGCUACCGACUACAGUCAGCACUGGCACGGACUGGAUUUAAUUCAAGACCGUGGGGCUCAUCCUUGCACCAGAGUGGUGCCUUAACUGAAUGAGUGCCACCCAGCAGCAAUAUUUCUUUCUCAGCUAGUAAAAAUAUUUGUGUUCAUGAAGUAUUUCAAAGGAGUAACAAACUUGGACUGGCUCAUUCAGCUGGAGCGAGCAUGAUGAAAUAUGUAAAUGUCUACCAGCCUUGAAAUGUAUCACUCUGCCACAUAACAUUUUUUUUCAUCUUCUCAGAACUCUUGUGGAUACAGUUCAUGCUUUUAUUUUGUAAGAUUUAGUUUCAUAAAUAGUAAACAUAAAAGUAGUUCUUCAUUGUGUUUUUUUCUAUUCAUCCUUGAAGAAUAGGGAAUGCCACCAAGAGCAUUGGAAAGUUGCUCUGUCAGUGCGUCAUUGCGAACUUUGUCACACAGUUUUGUCUGACAAGUAAACUUCCUUUCUGAAGAAAAUCUAAGAGACCGAUGGCUUGAACAGCAGUAUUUGCCAAGGGACCUACAUUAUGGAUGCACCAGCUUGCUUCUGUGCACAGUACUAUACAUAUGUGCAACAUAUAUCUAUGUGGAAAGGAUUGAUCAUCUACUUGAUUUAUUUAUCAUUCUGUGAUAUAAUAAAAAAAAACAUUGUUUAUAAGAGAUAUGAUUUAAUUUACAAGAGAAGCUCAUUGUACUUCAAAAAAUUCCAAGUUGGACAAUGCCCAAAGGACACACUGUUUUGUUGCCUUUCUGUGUGUUUGUGCGCGUGUGUGUGUGUAAGUGCGUGCAUGUGUGAAUUUCUGUGUGUAUUAUGAGUGUUUUUGAGUGUUUUCUGCAUUAGUGAGUGUGAUUCUGUAGUUGUGUGCAUCCAUAUAUGUGGCUAUAUUUAGGCAUAACUUUGUCAUCCUGCUCGCUUUUACUCGCAUGCCAUUUGUGAAUUCAAACUCUUGUGUUCUGUUUGGUAUGUUAUUGCAAUAGUUUGUGUACAGAGCAAAGUCAGUAUCACCACUCAGAGUGCGCCUUAUCCCUCCAUGUAAUUGUCUAUGUCAGGGGUGGGCAAUUUCAGUCCUGGAGGGCCAGUGCUUAUGCAGGUUUUUGUUUCCACCAAUUACACUGGGUAAAUAAGCAAAUUGGCUGACUAUACCAACACUCGUUCAGUAGUAGAUUUAAUCACUGUAAAACGUUUCAUAUUGUGACACAAGAACAGUCUUCGGCUGUCAUUCAUGCGCAUGAAAACCAGAAACAGUUGCGGCCCUCGUUGCCCACCUCUGCUCUAUGUUGUGUACUUUUUAUGUGUUUAUGAAUGAGGGGGUGCUAAUGUCUACAGUGUCAAGAGAAAGAGCCUCUUGGGAUGGAGUACAACCUACUACAACAAAUGGAGGUUGUAGAAGGCCUUAUCAUUACUCAUAGAAUGAAUUACUAUAGCUAUUUGUAACAGCGUUAAUGUAACACUGUCAUCAUAAUCAUCAUCAUGAAAUUAUAAUAACCCUUAAUUCUAUGCAUUUUUUCUGCAAUACAUGUGGAAUUCUAGAUUCCCUUAUAUGGCCAAUGUGGUACGCUUGCACAUUUAUUACCAUAGCUUACUAGCUAGCUUAUAAUGAGUCUCUUUUGGAUUCCGCAGUCUGAAUUUACACUUAAACUGCAAUUAAGAACAAUGACUAUGGUAAUGUUAACUAAAUUCAUUCAGAUAUUACUAUCACCACUUCUACUUUAUGAACAGCUACGGCUUCCACUUUUUCCAUCUCUUCUUAUUUGAAUGGCACGUGGUCCAUUCAGGUUAUUUGGAGAGAAAUAUGACACCUCAAGGUUGGACUUAGCUGACUGGACAUAAAAUGUGAAUGGCGGAUCUUGCUGACGUGUCACGCUUUUGUCAGUUUGUCUGUCUGCAGUGCUGUAUUCCUUUAUGAGCUGUUCACUAUUUCUGUUCUUUAGUAACACAGCCUCACUAGCUGCUCAAAACUGCCUGCAUUGAUACAUAAAUGUGAAAAGCCACUCAGGUAUUGAUUCACAGAAGUGUCCAAUGUACUGAAAAUAUGACACUUCCUCACCAAGGCGUAUGUCCUAUAAUAGGUACUAGUCUUGUGUCCUUUGUACACACUGGUCUUAUAGUAGGGGGCAGUGUAAACUUCCUCCAUAUGCUAUGAAUUAUAUUUUGGUGAGUAAGAUGGCAGGAGUUAUGACCGCUACAUCAUGCCGUCUGUCUCAUCAUAGGCACGUCCAUCUGUCUUUAUUGUUUGGUCUCCUACUUUACCUCCCCAUCUGUUUUAUUUUCAUUCUAGUUUCUCUACCUCACACUGUGUGUACUGCCAUUGUUGUGUAUUCUUGGGUCUUGGACAGUAGUGUUAGUGCUGUUGUAACCUUGUUCUCUCUCUCUCUCUGUCUCUGUCUCCAGACACCCCUGCUCUCUCAUGUUCUCUUUGUCAUUUCCUCACACACUCUGUUUUUCUCUCUGUUGCUAUCUCUCAGUUCAGUGUCAGUGCAGUUCAGAAUGGCUAUGGUGAAAAAUGUUUGCAUGCUUAUGCUAGCAUGAAUGAUGUCAAUUCGAUACCGUGAAAAUUUAAUUACUGAUGCUCAAAGCAAAAACAGACAACAAACUUGAUACUAAUACUACUAAUGAUGAAAAUUACAAAUAUAGUGACCGUGAUCAGUAUGAUGAUAACAUUGUUAAUACUGUAUUAUGUAUAAAAUUGUAUUUAUAUUUGUUUUUUUAUGUUUUCCUUUGAAAUUGAGUUUAUUUUGUUGAAAACAAAGCCAGAAAUUUGAGUGGGCAGUGGAGAAAUACAAUUUUUAGAGACAGUGAUUUAACAAGAACAGCAACGAUUGCAAUGAUUAUCCAGUGGAAGCCUUGAAAGUCGAAAUAAAGGAAAUGCAAUAUAA